UGUACUGUACCAAUAACAGCAAUCUAGUAAACAAAUUCUUCCUGACUAUGUGAAGAGAAGUAUUAGCCAAUCAGAGUGCAGUGUGCUUUGUUGUCAUUGUACGUAACCAAUAAAUGAGGAGACUGUAUAUGUAAAGCCCCGCCUUGUCCCUUACGGAAGUAAGCGGUUCAGUGAAGCAGAAACGAGAUUUAGCUAAUUUGUUGUCAUAUUCGUAACUUCCACACAUAUAAAAGAAGGUUCAGCUUCUUUUAUUCGCUCACUUCUUUUCUUCUGCAAGAAUAGACAAGCAGGAAGCGGAACUGACAAUGGGAAUAAUCUAAUUGCUGGAUCAUCACAAGAUGGCAAAGCAUGUGAUAUUGGGCAUGCAGACUGUUGUAUUGGAUUGAAUGGAUGAUUAGAUUAAAACCGGGGGCGAAACGUGUUUUAAAGCCUAUUAAAAGCGUAAACAUUUAACGCUGAUAUAAGAUGGUCCAUGUGUACAACUGCCACCCGUUCGCGUCUCAGCGGAUCGUCCCUGCGGCGCAGGAGCCCGGGCUGGUGUGCUGCGGCGGGGGCGCGCUGUUCGUCGUGUCCGCUGGAGGAUGUAAAAUCGAGGCGUAUCACAUGCAGCAGGAGGAAUGUCCUCUAAUCUGCCGCUUUUCCACCAUGGGCAUAGUGCACAGGAUUGUGUACAGUCAGAUCGGGGAUUACCUGGUCACCAUUGAAGAGAAGAAUGGUGCCACCUACCUGAGGGCUUACACCAACUGGCGUUACCAAGCAGCUGAGAAGAAGCGUGUAGGUGUUCGCUUGCUCGGGCACCUCAUGCGCGGCCCGGUCCACCAUGGCACCCCCAAGGAACAAAUGGAGAUUGUAGAGAUGCCAUUAUCAGAGACACCACUCUGUACUGCCUGCUGCUCCAUAACAGGUGCCCUGCUAGUGGCCUGUGCAAAGAGCUUGGUGCUGUUCGGUCUGAAGCGGCAAUCGCUUAGUGAUCAACUCGACGCCCUUGACUUCGAGAGGCUCCUCAUCCUGUACAUUUCUGGUUUGAGCCCGUUGCAGGUGGCACUCUGUGGUGGCUACGUGGCCCUGCAGACAGAGCUGGAGGUGCUGGUGGUGAAGCUGGAGAACCUGGAAAAGACAUGUGCAUCCGAUGAAGUGCAUACACAGCUGCCUCAUGAUGAUAUGGCUGCAGCUGGUGUUACUGAAAAUGAUGUUAAAAAGGAACCACAGAGUCCCCUUGAGUCUGAUGACUUCUUUGUGUUCCCGAAGCAUCUGGAGAUGCUGGGAGAGAAGGCGAAGGAUUGUGGGGUGUCUCUGUCUUUAGAGUGGACUGGGAUGGAGACAGAGGCAAGCGACAGCAUGGGAGUUACCUACAUCUUGUACAGGAGGUUUGCCCCAGAUUUCUUCCAGGGCUGCAGUGUGGAGGAGACACGCUUACACUCCCUGCAGCUCCACCCCAUGUACACUGGGAAUCCGGAUGUAAGCAGUGAUCUAGAAAAGAGUGAUCCCGCCUGUAUGUUCUGUUUCUUUUCUCUGCCAAAUGCUGGUUACAUGUACAGUCUGAUCAACACAGUAGAGCUCAUCUCCACCUACCACUACCCGGAAAAGGCCCGUCAGGCUUUGCUAUGCAACCAGUUUCUACAUGUCAUCACACAAAAUUCUCUGCAGUGUUUCUCUGUGAGAUGCAGUGCUGUGGCUGCUCGAGUCGAGGACCCCUACAUUGACACCACCAUGAAGGCCUGUCCUCCUUUCACUAUGGAAGUUAGCGCCCUCCGUAUUCAGCUGUUCAUCGGUCUGAAGUCUCUGUGUCAUGACGGGAAUCGCAUUGUGCUGCUCACAGCUGCUGACGUUGAGACCAAAGAGGAGAUCCAGCGAGCGACUAGAAGAUCUAUGUCCAGGAAGACCUCAGUGUCGAAGCUAAAGGAGCCCAGCGAGACUGGCCAUGGCUGGAACCUGUACGUGAUAAGCACCAUGUCCACACUGCAGCUCUACAGAGAGAUGGUGGAGUACAGUAAGCGAUAUGAGCAGACUAGCCCGGCGUCCCAGAACUGCAUUCAUCUGCUGAGUGAAGCUCACCUGCUGCUCAGAGCCAGUCUUCUCUGUCCGAUCACAGACAGAGCCGAGAUCCAGGAAGCCUUCCAGGAGAGUUGUGCCCAGCUGGGAGACUGCUUCAGCAGGCAGGAUAAACGGGAUUGUCACUUGGCUCUUCCAUACUACAAGAUGUCUGGCUUGUCGGUGACGGAGGUAAUCCAGAGAAACAUGGCAAUAUGCAGAGGUCCUGUUCCAAAUUAUGGGAAAGGCUUCCUCUUCUUCCUUAAGCACUCUCUCUAUGAGGAAACCAUGGAAGAGCUCAGCGAAGAAACUGCUAACACCGUGUUGGAGAUUUUCAGUCAGGCCGAGCCAAGCCAGCUCCCAUAUGUAGUGAGCAGCUCAUUCAUGAAGAACGCCAAUCCUGUUCGUGCACGUGCACACCUGGAGCAGCUGGAGCUCGGUGGUGCCCCAUCUGUCACAGUCACACUGUGUAAGGCUGCUCAGGCACUGCGCUUGGGAGACCUGCACUACUACCAACAGCAAAUGGAUCGGCAUGCUGAGAUGCUGCAGGUGUACGGCUUCAUAGAGGAGCCCAAGCUUCUUGUGCACCACAGAGGGAAGUCCGUGGUGCCCACUCAGCUAGCACAGCACCUCCGAGACACCCAGGACGGCCUGCUGGUAGCUGCCAUUGUGGCGCUUCAUGAGAACAGCAAGGUCAAACUGGAGGAGGCUGAACUCUUCUUUCAGGAGUUGUGUAAGGACGGCACAGAGCCUCAGAGCAUUCCUCAGCUGCUGGUGGACUUCUGGGAGGCUCUGCUGGUGGCUUCGUCUCAGGAAUCGAUCAUCCAGGAGCUUUUGUUCCACCUCACCUCUGUAUACAUCGAGCGCAUCACGUGCAGAGAACACUCAGGCAUUAAAGCACUCAAAACAGCUGAAGACUUGAUUAACUCCUGCUCUCACUAUGGACCACUGUUUCCAUGGUUGAGCAUCCUGACUCCUGCUCAAUUCAACAUCACACAUGACCACCAAGAAGACCUUCAUAAACUCCAGUCUCUGCUGUGUGGCCCAACACUGGACGUGUCCUCCAUUGUACCUCUGCUAGAACAGCUACCUGAUGCGGAUAAUGCCGGCCUUAGCGUGCACAUGCUCUGUGCCACCAGACUGGGUCAGCAUGAGAGCACCAUCAAGAAGCUACUGGACCGCUGCCCUCAAGCCGUCAUCUCCUACGCCACCCACGAGUUACAUGGCAACAAAAUGGCUCUGUGGUGGCAGAAACUGUUUCCUGAGCUUUGUGAGAGGACACGGCUUUCUUCAGGAGAUAACAGUGUUCUAAUCGCCGCCCUCAAAGAGACUCUGGCGGUGGUGGCCAUGGAGCUGAACCCAUUAGAAUUUUUGGACUUGUUACCGGAUGAUGGUACUGCACACUUCUUCCUACCUCAUCUUCUGAAAUGCAGCCAGAGGCAUCUCCUUACAUGAAGUACAGGACAUUGUACAAACUAGGACUAGAACGGUAGAUCAUCAUAAAUGCUAACACAUGGGAAUAAGAUUGUGUGCAGAGUGUGCUUAAUUAUAUAACAUAAUGUUAACCAUGUAACUAUUUUAUAGCUCUUUAUCACAAUAUACUGUCAUGUAUGUAUAUGUUAUACCCCUAAUAGCGAAACACUAAAGAUAAUGUUUAUUGAAGUCUUCUGUGUAGAAUAUGAAUUCAGGACCAACACAAAUUGGUUGUGUUACGGGUUUUGCACAAACUUGCUGGUGUUAGGAAAUCGAGUUCAAUAAGUAAUUUAACUGGAUGUUAUAAGCUGGUUUUAACUGGAUAUGAACAAGAGAACCAUAUUGAAUUUCUGGACUAUACUACAUUAUAAGGGUAUAGUAAAUAUGUAAUAUCUGUGCGGUUAUAUGAUAUGACUCAUAACUGGUUUAGUUUAGUUCCAAUUUACUUCCUGGCUUGUAAUAUAUAUAUAUAAGGUGCCGUAACUACAAAUCUGUAUAUCUUAGUUCAGUCCAUAUCUGUUUUGAAAUAAGAUGUUUGCCCAUUACUGCUUUGGCUAUGAAUUUACAAACAAACAAAAAAAACAGUAUGCUUUCAAUAUUAGCAGACAAUCUACAGUACAUACUCUGAAUAUGACGUUUUAGAAUAAUGACCUAAAGAGUUAAUUUUAGAUUUAUGGGUUUCUCCAUAUUUCUGAAAGUAACUAUGGAGGCACAUAUCCUUUACAAGGACUCAAUUUUAAAGGAAGAUGACAUGACUGAGAAAAUAAAGCGAAUCUUCCAGGUGUAGUAAGUAUUUCAGUUUUUUAUUUUUUUAUUUAUUUUUUAUUUAGUUUGAUUUGAUUAACAUAAUACACUCAGGUGUUUAAUGUAAGCCUAGUCAUGUUGUGUUUCUUUUUUUUUAGCCAAUUGAAAAAAUUUUUGUAUGCGUCCAUAUAUACAUUCGGAAAUACAAGCAAACUCAAGAUCAUGUAAAAGGUUAAAAAAGUCAAUUUGCUUCUGCGAUGGAUCACCUGAAUUUCCGGGUCAUAACAGAUUAACUUUUAAAAUAUUGAUCUAAAAUUCAUAAUUUGGGCCAUUCCAGCAUCUAAAUUGUCCACUAAAAUAGAAAAAUAUAGUUUUUUGUAAAUUUGUAUCCAAUGCAACACAUUUGAGUUUUAACACAGCUGCCUCAACUCAUGAAUGACUCGAUUAUCAAUUCAACAUUACAGUCAUGUGAGCUCAAGCAGGAGCAACAUUGUAAUUGUUACUGCUCACACUGAGAACCCAUGCUUUAGGGUUUUGUUGGUUUGUUUGUUUUGGUUUAUUUACUUUAUUAAUCUAUGAUCUAUGCAGGUUUAAGUACUACUGAUUCCUCAGCAAGAAGUGACAAGUAGUACACGCCUUGAUGCUUAUUACAUGCUGUUUCCUGUCUUAUGACACAUAAAUAUUUGCACUUUUUACACUUAUCUGUAUUUUAUGUAUUGUGUGCUGAUAUUUAAAACACUUGUGUACAAUUGCCAUAAAGAUUUAUUCAUAAUGUAUGAAUAAUGUUUUGGAGUUACAGUAGGUAUUGGAUCAGAAAAAUGAUUGUGUUGAAGUUCUUCAGAUCUAGCCUAUUUGCUCUCUGCAAAUAAAAAAUAUUUAACGUUAGUUUUAUAUUAUUAAAUAUGUUAAGGUUGUAUUAAUUAAGAGAUAAUGUAUAUGAUAAUCUGAUUGUAGUAGAUUCAAUUAAACUUUUUACUGGUAAAAAA
Molecule: messenger RNA, 5234 nt
Organism: Ictalurus furcatus (blue catfish)
Lineage: Eukaryota; Metazoa; Chordata; Actinopteri; Siluriformes; Ictaluridae
Gene: hps3
Product: HPS3 biogenesis of lysosomal organelles complex 2 subunit 1
Exons: 17
Coding region: 466-3486 (1006 amino acids)
Biological process (GO): organelle organization
Cellular component (GO): cytoplasm
Source: RefSeq, a predicted model, not a curated record